UUCCUCUCAGAUUCAGUAGCUAAAGAUGAAGGGGAAGUUUAUAAGAGCAUGUGCAAACAAAUGGAGGAAGCUAGGGAGCAAAGUGGUGCCUUGUACACCCUGCGAGCACUGUUGCCAAUGGGUUCUGUGGUCUCCUUUGCACGAGGAUUGCUUCAUUCCACGAGAUGUCCCAAAGGGUCACUUGGUUGUUUAUGUGGGUGAGAAUUACAGAAGAUUUGUGAUCAAAAUUAGUCUUCUGAAUCACCCUUUGUUCAAGGCAUUGCUGGAUCAAGCACAAGAUGAGUUUGAUUUCACUUCUAACUCAAAACUCUGCAUUCCUUGUGAUGAGAACCUUUUCCUUAGUGUUGUCCACCGUGCUAGCUCGUUGUGCUAGCUCGCCGUGCUAAUGAGCUAGCUCGUCGUAUAACCGACAAGUCCCUCUCUGUGUUUGAAGAUAGGUUGCUGUCGAAUUUGAUUUAUUUUGGAAGCUUUGGAACCUCUUUGAGAAUGCUGAUAUGUAUGUAGCCAUGAUUUGUUGUAUACUAAUGUAACUUGAUUAAGAGCUAGUGAAUCCUUGCCACUUGGGGAUCCAAUGAUCUUUCAUGACUACUGACUGUUGGCCCAAUUUCCUAGCAAUAGAUCUCGCCACAUCUCGCACGUACCAUAGUU
Molecule: messenger RNA, 648 nt
Organism: Cucurbita maxima (winter squash)
Lineage: Eukaryota; Viridiplantae; Streptophyta; Magnoliopsida; Cucurbitales; Cucurbitaceae
Product: auxin-induced protein 15A-like
Exons: 1
Coding region: 26-373 (115 amino acids)
Biological process (GO): response to auxin
Source: RefSeq, a predicted model, not a curated record